Molecule: messenger RNA, 1839 nt
Organism: Camelina sativa (false flax)
Lineage: Eukaryota; Viridiplantae; Streptophyta; Magnoliopsida; Brassicales; Brassicaceae
Source: RefSeq, a predicted model, not a curated record
GAGGAAAAAUGGGGAUAUCUUCCCUCUUCGAACCCUAAACUCUUUUUGUUUUCCCAGGAAAAUAGAGUGAUCUUUUGUGGAGAGAUAUCGAUCAAAUUUCACUGGUAAAUUGAAAGAGUGUUGAAAUAUUCGGAAUCCUAUCUUCUCGUUUUGUUCGAUUCGAUCUCCCAAUCUUGUGAAUUCUGCUGCAAAAUUUCUCCGGUGGUGUAAAGCUCAAUGGAUACAGAACUGAAUUCACCUCCGCAUCAUGAUGAUGGUGAUGGUGACACGACGGCUGCUUUUCGAAAGCCUUCUAAUGACGGGGCUAGUAGAAAAUAUCGCCGCCGAGCUUUAGCUGACGAUGGCUCUUCUUCAUCUGAUGGAAGUCCUGAACGUAGUCAGAAUCAGAGUUCUAAUUCGAAGCAUUCUAAAGGAGAUAUUAGGAAAGUUUCUGAACCAGUUCAUUCGUGGAAAGAGGAUAGGCGUGAAUCUGAUCGCAGUCGCUAUGGUAGAGGUGAUUCACACAGAGAUGAGAGGUACUCUAGGGAUGAUGAUAACUAUGGUUCUAAGCGUGAGGAGUACAGCAGAUAUGAGCGGGAUGCACCUCGGUCUAGCCGUGAUUCAAGGGGUGGCCGUCUUAUUGACCGUACAGGAGUAGAGACUGAACAUAGCAGGUCAAGAAAUGAUUCACACAGACAUUCUCUUCAUAAGUAUAGCAACUCUGGAUAUAGAGGCAAUAGCAACGAUAAAGUUGAAGAUUUGUCAUCUCGUUGGAGAUACGCAGACUCAAGAGUGGAUGAUAAAGAGAAGGGUUUCGUGCGGGGGAGAGAAUUGGAAGAAGAGAAAAGAGAUAAGGGUUUCGUGCGGGGGAGAGAAUUGCAAGAAGAGAAAAGAGAGAAGGGUUUCGUGCGGGGAAGAGAUCUUCAAGACGAGAAAAGAGACUCCCGCUGGAGUUUUGGUGACCGUCGUUCCCGUGAUGAAAGAAAGGAACAUGACAACCCUGAGAUUAGCAGGGAGAAGGGUGUUCAUGUCAAAUCUCCAAGAGACCGUCCUGAUGGGAAAUGUUUGGCAACUGAGAAUCGGGAUACGCAUUCUAAGAAACUGAAGGGGUUCAGUUCAGAGAAGUUUACUCAUGGCAGUAGUAAUGAAGAGAAGCAGACAUCAAUCAUAACGCCUUCCCCUGGUGAUGUUGAUGCUGCCAAAGUUGCAGCUAUGCAGGCUGCUGAAUUAGUGAACAAAAACCUUGUUGGAACGGGUUACCUGACAACAGAUCAAAAGAAGAAGUUAUUGUGGGGAAAGAAGAAAAGCACAGCAGCAGAAGAGACUGCUCAUCGUUGGGAUAGUGCUAGUGCGCUAAUUGGUGACCCUGAACGACAAGAAAAGUUCAACAAACUUAUGAGUCUGAGGUUGCGUUGGUGCAUCAUUGUAGGGUGUGAAAGCGAGUACGGUAAACCAAGAGCAGAACCUAAGCGAAGUGGAGGUGGAGAAGCAGAAAGAGUUGCAGAUGGAUUUAGAGAAGCAGUACACAGCGGGAUUAAGGAGGAGAGAUGGACGAACCGUAGGGUUAGGUCUUUGAACCUCUUUGGUAAACUAUUCUCGUACUCUUUUCUCCUCAGAAGGAAUCUUCUGGUAUCUCCUUUUUGUUGUACUCUACUACUCUUGUUGAAGCCCUUAGCUAUGGAUAUCGCCAUGUGUGUAAGAAUUAAGUUCAGUCUCCAGCUUUUGAUUUUGAGUUUAAAAUCUUUUUUCACCAACGCAUAUUCUCUACCUUUUUUGUCGUACAAGUUUUUUUCCUGUACUCAAAAUCAAACAAGUUUUUAUCAUUUAAUUUAAUAAACGAUACAAUUAGAGGUUCAGAUU